Leptomonas pyrrhocoris is the source of this 3755-nucleotide messenger RNA. RefSeq lists its product as hypothetical. NCBI's taxonomy places the organism in Eukaryota, Euglenozoa, Kinetoplastea, Trypanosomatida, Trypanosomatidae. Bases 9 to 3755 code for a protein of 1248 amino acids. The record is from RefSeq and is a predicted model, not a curated record. The transcript has a single exon.
AGGGCCUAAUGGAUUCAUCUUAUAAUUACCGCCGCACCCCACCGCGAAGCCGCUCCCUCCCGCCAUCCCUGCAUCACCAGCUCGAGCCGACCAUCUCGCCCCACCCGUACGCACCACGCGGCGGCAGCACGGCGGCCUCCCUCGCAAGCAGCGGCGCUGUUCCGCCGUGGCGGCAGCCACCACCGCCGUCAACCCCACCGCGCACACGACGUGCGCGCAGUGGUGCGCAACGCACGCCCCGCACCACCGCUACCACCGCCGUCGCGUUGCAGCAGCAGUACGAAACAACACGUUUCCUGUCGCGCCUGUUAGCCGGCGUCACUUUGCAAUGGCGGCAGGUCGUGGAGCAGCUCAACAGCUCGGGUGUGCCGCUGACCGCAGAGGGGACGGUGGCGCCGCUACCGCAACCCCUCCCUUCCCCUUCCUCCUCCGCCGUGUUUUCGUCCAUGUCGCCAUCGCCCGCCGACACGGCCAUGAAUGCCACCCAAACGUAUCUGCAAGAAGGACUGCACUUUGAUGUGCAGGCCCACGCUGCUCGGCGGGAGCGGGACAAGCGUCCGCAACAGCAGAGCAGACAGGCGAGCUUGCAUCGCCGUCGCGCAGGUGUGCACGCCGACGCCCAUCCCUACAACCGUGAAAAUCGCAAUGAAGGUCUUUGUGCGCCGAUCGCGGGGCAGCAGCUGGAGCGCUUUAAGAAAGCAGAGGAACACGAAAGUGACGAACUUGCCAAGAGAGCAGAGAGGACCACGGCAGCGAAUUGGACUUCGCUCGCCCCAUCCGCGCAGUGGGUGCCGUACGUUGUCGGCGGCAACAGCGUUGACAACGGCGAUGAUAAUGAUGACGGCGACGAUGUGUGGCACGACGGUCGCUACGACGGGGUGCUCUACGCCUCAUCCAAUGCACCGCAUUCACGACGUCGAUCUACACGAAGGAGUCGGUCACGUCGUGCGAGGUACGAUGAAGAGGAGGAAGAAGACGCUGCUUCGUGGUGUGACCCCGACGACGAGGCUCGUCUACGCACGGCCGUGCUGCACGGGAUGGCGCGCAGCGCCGCAAAGAUGGUGAUGGGGAUGCGCCAGGUGCAGCAAGUCCUCCCCGCCUCCGCGGUCGCCUUCCGCAGCCACUCAGCGUCCAAUGCGCAGAAAUUCGAGGGGCAACACGCGCUGUCCCCUCUGCUGGGCACUGCGCCAUCGGCUUCGCCGUGUGUCGCCGGCAUUCAUAGAACGCGUACGCCACCUCGCCGACACAGUCGUCGGCAUCAGCGCGACAUAAGUUUGGGAAGGCGGCUCGCACGCACGCAAUCAAAACCACGCGCCGAUUCAGCUCGUCAACGAGGGUCUUCGCCAUCGCCGCUGUCCCCACACUGGCACAAGCGAAUCGAUGCGCAAGAUGAAGUAGCGAAGCCGACGCAUCAGCGUAGUCAGAGUGCGGUGGAGCUCCGAGAGCGUGCACGCCAGGCAACGGCAACGACGAUAGUGUACCCUGCCCUUCCGGUAGCGCAGCGCACGUGGAUCUACCAGCGUAUCAGCGACGGUGAUGGCGAAGGCACAGCGAUCAACACCAAUGGUCACGGCGAUGGCUCGAGCACACGCCCAUCACGGCAUCGCCACCAUCGUCGCGCCGCAUCGCCUAGCAAAAGUGCCGCUACGCCUUCCCUGCGGGGUGUAACGCCCAUCACCGAGCGGGAUGUCGGUGUGUCGCUGAUGAGCGGCGUCGCAGAACGUAGCCACACGAAAAACGGUGCUUGUGGGGAUGCUGAUGAACGACAACGGCGGCAUCCCGUCACCUCUCCUUUGCACGCACACCGGCAGCUCGACAGGUUCAGUGGCGCUGCAAGCACACGCGCCGUGCUGGCAGAUGAAAAAGCUGCUGAAAAAAUUGGAGGCACGCCAAACAGGAAAGAUGAGCGGCGGAGCAUUCGCCGUCCGGCAGACCGUCUCCUACACCAAGCACACCUCUCUGUCGUCGUGCACGCGGAGACAGAAGCCCGUCUUCGCAUCGCCCUACACCACGAGAGAAGUUUGAAGUCCAUGCUGCAGGCACACUUCCACCGGCUGUGGCGUCUCAGGGAGAACAGCGGUGAUGGGGACGCCGCACGUACGGUGCAGAAGGCUGCGAAGGAAGAGGAGCUGCCGACGCGGCGACGAGGGCUACGCAGCAAAUCCACUGGAGACACAUCCAACGGGGAGGCGGCGGGCCUUCCCCUGUCGUCCGUCUCUGUCUCUCCUCUCUCCUCGUCGCCCUUCACACCCUCAUCGAGCCCCGUAAGAACAGCAGCGAUCCACAGCAGCAGCAGAAACGUACUCGGCGCCAACCCGCAAUCGCGCUCCGCAUCCGCCGCGGCGUCCGCGUCGUCGCUGUCCGUGAAACCGGCCUCUCGCUUUGUCUCCCCCACACACUUACCAGCUCCGGCGGCGGUCGAGGGUGUCGCCUCCGCCUUCCGCCGUCUUGCAGGUCAACGCGCGUCAUCAGCAUCCGCAUCGCCAUCAAUACCACCGCCACCGCCACAAUCGUUUUUAAAGGUCUACGCACCGGCUUACGAGGCGGCUGCUUCACCCAUCCGACACGCGUCUCGAUCACUCCCGCCACCGCCGAGCGCCUACACACGACCGCUUACUGAACCGCGACCCGUCUCGGCCAAAAUACUCAUCUCGCCCUCGAAUGAGCCGGCAGCUCGUUCGGCAAGACAACCGCACCAACAGCAGCGUACGAAGGACUGGGAUAUUAGCCUUCCACCCCCUACUGAAGCUCAGGAAUGGAACGGCGAAGACGCUGGGGGGACAGCGCACGAGCCCGCCUCGACGCGUCUGCAGAAGUAUGUUCAACAAGGUGCAGGGCUCCGGUCGAGUGUGUCUCCGGUGUCGCUGCGGCGCGGCAAACGCCGAUCUGCCGAGGGCUCUGUGCCAGCUACCCCUGCUGCGAUGGAAGAUGACGUAGAUUCCGCUGACCGCGGCGCGACGGUAGCGCUCGAGCUCUUUCCUGCAAGCCCGUUGCAGGAGGCAUCUGCUGCGGAGCCGCGGACGCCAUCGCCGAAGCUGCGCCGCCCUCCUCUGCUUUCUCCUCCGCCCCCAACGGCGACGGCGGUGUCUGAACCACCUCGUGGGGUCGUCGAAGUUGUCGCGGUACCGCUGCUCCGUGCGCAUCUCUCCGCACCGUCGAAGACGCGCCCGAGUGAGCUGGAAGUCACCAUUAACGACCACGAUGGCGCGGUGCUGGCAAGAGCAACGCGGCGCAGGAGUGCGGGGAUGUCAGGAGAUGCGAUGAUCGCCGAAAGCAGAAAGCAGAACGGUCGAGCGGGGGAUGACCCAUCGAAUGGGAAACCAAAUCCUGUAUCUGUUGUGGCGAAACCGCAGGUGGCAGGCAGUGGAGAUGAGCCUCCUCGUAGCGUGACUCGGGGAAGCUCAUCUGACACAACGAACAGCAGCAACACCACUGUUCGCUACACAGUCCAGAGCGCGCCUGCCCCGGCGCCAGAAGCCGCGUCCCCAUUGUUGGAGGACGAAGUCUCUCACUACAGCUCCGUCUCCUCCUUUUACAGUGGACUGCCAGAAUGCGUGCCGUCAGCGGAAACCGAUUUGCACGAGGUCACCUUACCCGCGAACAGAGCGGCGAGAAUUGCCGCCAAUGGAUCUGCUGACCUCUCUCCAAAAGCAGCACCGGAGCUUGAGCAGGACCACCCCACGACACCAUCCGGUGUCGCCGAUAAUGGCGACGUGCCUUCGCCUUCGCCUCCUCCACGGUCGCCGUCAUCGUAG